AUCAACCAUCGAGAAGAAGUAGUAGUAGUAGUACCUGUAGUUAAAGGGCUUCAGAAGCUUCCUGAAGUUGAAAGUCACGGCUAUGAAAUAUGUAGACGUGUAUAUACUUUAUAUAUUUGCGUUCGAGAGUCUACGAGUCUUACUUUUAUGGGCCUGACGUCAAUGUGCGCUGACUGGAGUUUUGAAGGCGAAUUAGGCAGCUAACAUGUUCCGCUAGCUGUCCCCACUUGUUUUGCUUUUAUCUGCGUGUGUCUUUCCGAGGGCUAAACACAUGAGCGUGUCUCUGGUGGUCAUCCGCUUGGAAAUAGCCGACCAGUCUCCAGUCCCGCAAGGGUUUUGCUACUCGGCUGUGGGCGACAUGUCGGAGGAGCAGCUUCAGGAUAAAUCUUUGGGCCUGGCUCGUCUGGCCCUGAGUGGCAAAUCGGAGCCGGAGAGGAGCGCCUUGUUGCAUCAGCACAUGGGCAGCAGAUCCAUGGGAGACAUGGUCAUCGAGACCUUUGAACCCAGCCCAGACCAAGACAGUGGCAGCCAAGACCAAGACAGCGGUGGCCAAGACGAUCCAGGUGGUUGCGCGGAGUUCAAGCGGGCGGAUGCUGCGGAGGCUCCGGACUCCCCCUCCAAGCAGCUGCCCCAACAAAUCUCCUUCUUCAGCGGCAACCCGUCAGUGGAGGUCGUGCACGGGAUCAUGCACCUCUACAAGACCAACAAGAUGACGUCUCUGACGGAGGAUAUCGAGCGCAGCGCGAUGGUGUGCAUCCUGACGGUUCCAGCCACCAUGACCAGCCACGACCUGAUGAAGCUGAUGGCGCCAUUCAAUGACGUCAUGGAGCACAUGAAGAUCAUCCGAGACUCCACCCCCAACCAGUAUAUGGUGCUCAUCAAGUUCAACACGCAGGCGGAUGCCGACAGCUUCUACGCGACGUGUAAUGGCCGCCAGUUCAACUCCAUUGAGGAGGCAGUGUGUCAGCUGGUCUACGUGGAGCGCGCCGAGGUCAUCAAGUCAGAGGAGGGUGCCAGUUUGCCCGUGAUGGAGCUGACGGAACUUCCCAAAUGCACCGUGUGUCUGGAGCGCAUGGACGAGUCGGUCAACGGCAUCCUCACCACACUGUGUAACCACAGCUUCCACAGUCAGUGUCUACAACGAUGGGAGGAUGCAUCGUGUCCGGUGUGUCGCUACUGUCAAACCCCCGAGCCGGUGGAAGAAAACAAAUGCUUUGAGUGCGGCGUGCAGGAGAACCUGUGGAUCUGCCUGAUCUGCGGCCACAUCGGGUGCGGUCGCUACGUCAGCCGUCACGCCUACAGGCACUUUGAAGAGACGCAGCACACUUACGCCAUGCAGCUCACCAACCACCGCGUCUGGGACUACGCCGGAGACAAUUACGUCCACCGUCUCGUGGCGAGCAAGACGGACGGCAAGAUGGUUCAGUACGAGUGUGAAGGGGACACCUGCCAUGCCGAGAAAAUCGACGCCCUGCAGCUGGAGUACUCGUACCUGCUGACCAGCCAACUGGAAUCGCAGCGAGUCUACUGGGAGAACAAGAUUGUUCAUCUGGAGAAGGAGACUGCACAGGAGAUCAAUAACAUGAAGGCAAAGUUCAAGGAGACUCUGGAGCGCUGCGACAACCUGGAACGCCGACUGGGAGAAAUCAGCAAAGACAAGCAAAGCACGGAGAAAAAGUGCACGCAGCUGAGCGGGCGUGUGAUGAAACUCAGCCAGGAGCUGAAGGAGGAGCAGGAGAUGAACAAAUGCCUGCGGGCCAAUCAGACUCAGCUUCAGACCCGACUAGCCGACGAGGAGCGCAGAGCCAAAGAGAGCGGCGAGCAGAAGGACCAGGCCAUGGCGGAGCUUCAGGAACAGCUGCGUGACGUCAUGUUCUAUCUGGAGACGCAGCAGCACAUCCAGCAUCUUCCCGACGAGGCGCGCAACGAAAUCCAGGAAGGCCAAAUCAACAUUGCGGCGGGACCGGCGACCGACGACGACGACAACAGCGGCGGGACCGGCGACCUCAUCGCCGCCAUCAGAGCAAGGAGGGGCCGUGGCAGGAAGAGGAAGUAGAACCGUUUGAAGACUUUUGAAACGCUGUAGCAUCAAGCAUGUAAAUAUCUGUUCCAAAUCUAUUUAUGAGGCUUUUGCCUCUUUGACGCAGAGACGCAGGAUCCUGCUUUUCCUCUUCCGUGCCUUUCACGCAGCCAUGCUGUCUCGACUGCUUUCACACGGCAAAGCCACGCUGCCCUUUGAAAUGACAUGAAUCCGUUCAAGCACCCCGCAAAAAGACACCACAACAUUUUUUGCUACAUGUUGUGAGUCAAGACAAAUAGCACUGUAUUGUGUAACAACAUAUUCGAACUGAAUAAAAAGAUGAUGUCAAUUAA
Hippocampus zosterae (dwarf seahorse) is the source of this 2373-nucleotide messenger RNA. It is a transcript of the gene brap, whose product is annotated as BRCA1 associated protein. The transcript is spliced from 13 exons. Lineage: Eukaryota; Metazoa; Chordata; Actinopteri; Syngnathiformes; Syngnathidae. The record is from RefSeq and is a predicted model, not a curated record. Gene Ontology annotation, biological process: protein ubiquitination; Ras protein signal transduction. Bases 272 to 2056 code for a protein of 594 amino acids. Gene Ontology annotation, molecular function: zinc ion binding; nucleic acid binding; ubiquitin protein ligase activity. Gene Ontology annotation, cellular component: cytoplasm.